Molecule: messenger RNA, 1374 nt
Organism: Raphanus sativus (radish)
Lineage: Eukaryota; Viridiplantae; Streptophyta; Magnoliopsida; Brassicales; Brassicaceae
Product: protein indeterminate-domain 6, chloroplastic
Cellular component (GO): nucleus
Molecular function (GO): DNA-binding transcription factor activity
Source: RefSeq, a predicted model, not a curated record
AUGGAUCUUUGUAGAAUAAGCAAAAGCAAACCUGAGAAGAUGUCUUCAUCAAACAACAACACAAUAUCAUCAUCCUCCUCUCUGUCUUUCCCCCUCUUAGCCACCGGAGCAAACAACUUCAACCGUGAAGAGACGGCGAUGACAAUGAAUCAACAACGCAACUCCGUUUCUCCACCACCCAGGAGACAAAGAAACAAACCAGGAAACCCAAGUUCAGAUGCUGAAGUGAUAGCCUUGACUCCAGAGGAGAUAAUGGCGACGUACAGGUUUAUCUGUGAAGUAUGCAACAAAGGAUUUCAAAGAGAACAGAAUCUCCAGCUUCACAGGAGAGGACACGGCCUUUCUUAUACCUUGAAACAAAAGUCUGACGAAGAAGUAAGGAGGAAGGUGUAUGUUUGUCCGGAGCCCACGUGCGUCUACCAUGAUCCGUCCCGUGCUCUCGGAGACCUCACAGGAAUCAAGAAGCAUUAUUACCGAAAGCACGGUGAGAAGAAGUUUAAAUGCGAUAAAUGCUCAAGGUGUUACGCUGUUGAAUCUGAUUACAAAGCCCACUCUAAGAUUUGUGGUACCAAAGAGUAUCGAUGUGUUUGUGGUACCAAAUUCUCUAGAAAAGACAGUUACGACACGCAUAGGACAUUCUGUGCAUUACUAGUAGAGCCAGCAAGAAACCCUACCGUGGGCUUCACGGAAAUGGCAGCAGCCGCUGGUGGAAGUGGUGGCAGACAUGGCUUUUACGGCGGCGCUUCUCCUGCUCUCACUCACAACCAUUUUGGUAACAACUCAAACACUGGUUUUGCCCCUCUAGCUGCAGGUUACAAUCUGAACCGUUCAUCGCCCCAAACAUAUGAAGACUUUGUUCCUCAGCCCACAAACCCUAACCAUGGUCCUACUAAUUUCCCCAUGCGAUACCCUUCAAACCAAGAACUGUUGGCACAGAACGACCAGAAUCUCAUGAACCAGCACGGUCUGAUCAACAGCAACAACAAUAACAACUUGUUCAAUCCAGGAUACUUUCAAGACAACACUAAGAACCUCUCUGAUCAGACAGGUGUUCCUUCUCUUUUCAACCAUGCUGACAACAACGUUCCUUCUGCUCUGCCUAGAGGGUCAAGUGUGGCCGCUAAUAACUUUGGAGGCAGUGGUAAUGGAAACUUUCAAGGUCAAAUGAACUCUCUAGCUGCGACAAGUGAUCACCAAACCCGGCCCGGUAGCAGCAUUUUCGACCAUCGUUUCGGGAACAAUCUAAGCAUGGGAGGCACUGGUAGGCAGACAUUGGACUUUCUUGGCGUCAAUGGUCGUGGUGGUCGUAAUGGACCUCCUUUGGACGUUAACAUGAAGUUUCCAAAUCCAAAUAAUCCAUUCGAAAAUGUUUGA